Molecule: messenger RNA, 3344 nt
Organism: Orussus abietinus
Lineage: Eukaryota; Metazoa; Arthropoda; Insecta; Hymenoptera; Orussidae
Product: transcription factor GATA-4
Exons: 7
Coding region: 223-2505 (760 amino acids)
Biological process (GO): cell fate commitment; positive regulation of transcription by RNA polymerase II; negative regulation of transcription by RNA polymerase II
Molecular function (GO): RNA polymerase II cis-regulatory region sequence-specific DNA binding; zinc ion binding; DNA-binding transcription factor activity, RNA polymerase II-specific
Source: RefSeq, a predicted model, not a curated record
UAUGAUCUGUCUGCCAUCCUCACACUUUUCAAGAAAUCUACAAAUCUCAAUAAAUACGAACUAGAGAUUAGCUAUUCGUAUGAAUACCACAUAAUUCGGUGCACCCAGUUUAGUCACGUGACUUUGACGUCUCUCACCGAUCAUAAUGACAGGCCGACCGCCCUAUCUGGGCAUGGUCAACAGACAAUUUCAUCCCCAUGGUCAACAGCCAAUUUCAUCCCCAUGGGCAACGCAGCAUCCCCUGGGACUUCGAUUCGAUAUACCUUCCCGGAUACGAGGACGGGGUGUCCAAGGGAGGAGCAGCGCCACCAGCUACCCCACUACCGGGGCCAUCGUCGAUACCACCACCACCACCAGCGUGACCAUGAUCAGCAUCAGUCGGAGCACAGCUACGGGGCGGGAGAAGUCCCGGUUCCCGAGGGAGGGGAUAGUUGCCACCCGGCCGAGGCCUCCGUCCCAUCGGAAGGAAACCGUGCUACCAGUUACAUGCGACACUUCACGAUGAGUCGUUACGGACCGGAGACCCUUUCCCCGUCGGACCACCAUCACCACCACCACCACCACCACCAGCAGCAACAGACUCAGCACCACUUGGAGGCGCACCAGCACCCUCUGUCGGCCCACCGGCACCUGGAGGAUCAGCAGCACCACAAAUCCCAGGACGUGGACGAGGACGUGGACAGGGUGAGCAGCAUCGGUGCGGCGAUGCGCGGCACCAGGGGUGACUUCCCCUUGGGGGUGCUCUUCCCGACCCUGGGGGCGGGUGGAGGGAGUGGAAGUUCCUCCGGGAACGACAACAUGGGCAAUCAUCACCACCUGGAGGACGUCCUCCCCGAGGAUCCCUAUUUGCAACACCACAUCAGAGCCGCGAGCGGGGGUCCAGGGGGUGGCGUUUCGCCCCCCGUCAGGACGGGCAGUUCUCCGGGAUCCAGUCGGAGUCCUCGCGAGGAUCAGGGUAUCUCUUCCCCUCAUCGGCACUCCCAGGAAGGCGGAUAUAGUCCCAACGACCAGGGGAGGCUGCAGUCCUUUACUCAUCUCACCGCCAUGCAACCUCCACCUUCGGUCCAGACCAACCAUGGACUCCAGGACACGGACCGGGUCACCGAGCAGAUUUACAUAGAAUCCAUUUAUGCUCAUCAUUCCGCCAGUACGCCUCAUCAUACCCAGGAUCACGAUCAAGGACCUGCCCCACAUUCGCCCAGUGGACCUCUGUCCAGUUCGCCGAUGUAUCGCACCAUAAACGCAGUCGGUACCAUGGCUGGAGGCGCCGGAUGCGGAAACGGGUACAGCUUGCCCUACAUGACGAGUAGCCCUACGGAGCUUACGUCGUCCCCGCAGCAACUAUGGUCCACUCAAGUUUCAGGCCUGACCACGUCGCUUCCCGCGAUAUCGGAGGACUAUUGCAGCAAGUCCACUACCACGGUGUCCCACCAGUCCUUACCAGCGUUUUCCCAACCCUUCAGCGGAAGGACCUCGUUUCGGGGGUACAGUCCACCGUAUUCGUCUCAUCAGACUACUUCUGGGGUCGUCAGCAGCGCCGCUGGGGAUGUCACCUCCUGGUCCUACCCUGCACAGACGGGCGAAAUCAUCUCGGCGCCGUACAGCCGCGUCGGGCCCUCGUCCCGACGUCAGACCCCGACGGCGCCCACCUCGCCAGCUCAACAUCAGCUGAGCGCGGCUGCCAGCUUGACAGCGAUGCGUACCAUCGAGGCGGAGUACUUUACCGAGGGCAGAGAGUGCGUUAAUUGCGGAGCUGUUUCCACCCCUUUGUGGCGACGAGACGGUACCGGACAUUACCUCUGCAACGCCUGCGGUCUGUACAACAAGAUGAAUGGAAUGAAUCGUCCUCUUGGUAAACCUACACGGCGCCUGUCCGCGUCGAGACGCGCCGGUCUCUCGUGCAGUAAUUGUCAAACAACGGCGACGUCUUUAUGGCGCCGCAAUUCCGGGGGCGAUGCGGUUUGCAACGCAUGCGGACUCUACUUCAAACUUCACGGGAUUAACAGGCCUUUGACAAUGAAGAAGGACAGCAUCCAGACUCGUAAGAGAAAGCCGAAGGGUGGGAUGAAGUCCUCCGACACGCCGAUACUCCGUGGAGUAGCUAAUGAUAACUAUGGGGACCCCAGAACGACUCACAACGCUCUUCCCCAAGUGACUUACGCCAGCACCCUCUACGGGAACUCACAACCGACCCUCUACGGCAACUCCCAGGCGCUCUACUACGACAUGAUCACUUCCCAGAAGCUGCCGCAACAGCAAGACCAGCAACAGCAACACCAACAACAGCUCAUCGAGGGUCAUUCCCCAAAAGUGGAGUGUCCUUCCCCACCCGGGGCCACCGGGUCCCCGGUUCUCGUGUCGGCUUGUCACUCGCCGGACAACCAUCAGCUGACCCCGUCGCAUAUCGUCACCCUGGGAAAUUCCUCGCCCAAUUCGACCUGCAGUAAAAUAAUGCUGGACAAUGGCCACCUAGAGAGACCCACGGUGGUCUCGAUAUCCUCGUAGGAAGUCCGCAAACCUCGAAACGACAUUUACCGAUCGCUGUGCAAAUGUCUUUGCGCUACUCGACUUCAGCUGAUGAUGACGAACUACUCAGGUGGAAAUCAGUGAAAACGAUUCCCUUCUUUGAAAGCGACUUGCCUUUGAUUUCAUAUGAUAAGCAACAAUGCGAUUCGAUAACAAGUGACGUCCGGUCUUAACCCUUUAAUUUAGAGACGCCACUAUAGUGGCUUCCGCAUGAGCGACGUUUUUUUAUGAAACGCCACUAUGGUGGCAUCCGCAUGACCGACGUCACACCUUUGACAUGUAACACGUAUCUCGAUGCUGUAAAUAAUAUUUCUUUUCGGAAGUUUUAGUAGCAUGCGCGUACCGUAUGGUACUGGGCUAAUUUUGUAAAUACUUCUCAUAGACUAAUGUAAAUUUGGAGUUAAGUUUCCUUUUUAGUAAGUUUAUCUACUUACCAGUACCAUGUCUUUAUAGACUUUACUAUUUUAUAUCGUUAUUUAGGGCAAAUCUCUAGACGUAAACUCGGCGCACUGUUUUAAUAAAUUGGUUAUGAUCUAUAUUCCCGUUUAAUAUCAUGGGUGACCCCGUAAAAAUUACAGUGAAAUGGCGUUUACAUAAGUAAGAGGACUAUUGUUGUUGAUUAUUAUUUUUAUUGGACAGAAAUAAAUAGACAUGUUUUACCGACUGGAUAAAAGGCAUUACAUUAUUGUGAUUGUAUCCUACUUCCCAUCCAUGGUUGAGGGGUAAUUUGAUCCUUAAUUUUAUUAAUAAUAAUUAUUGAGAUUCGCCUGCGGAUGAUGGAAUGAAUUAUCAGGUGAGUAUAAAGGGUGAAUAAGGAA